Molecule: messenger RNA, 1388 nt
Organism: Schistocerca americana (American grasshopper)
Lineage: Eukaryota; Metazoa; Arthropoda; Insecta; Orthoptera; Acrididae
Product: cuticle protein-like
Exons: 8
Coding region: 131-1210 (359 amino acids)
Source: RefSeq, a predicted model, not a curated record
CGGGGCGACAAAGAGAAAGAGAAAGGAAGGGGCGGAGUAUAAAAGGACCCGCCGCGAGCCGCUCAGCUACAUCAGUCCCGCAGGGCAGCAGUGAUCCGUACGCCAACCACCCAGCCAGCAACCACAAACCAUGAAGGCCGCUCUCGUGAUCCUUUUCGCCGUCGCCGUGUGCGCCCAGGCUGUUGAGAACAAGGAGGCGACGGCAGAAAAGAAGCAAGAGAAGAGGGGACUGCUUGGUCUGGGAUACGGUGGCUACGCAGCUGCUCCGGCCUACGCAUACGGCGCUCACUCGAUUGGCUACGCCGCCCCUGCCGUCAGCUACGCCGCCCCCUCAGUGAGCUACGCUGCCCCCUCCGUCAGCUACGCCGCCCCCGCCGUCAGCUACGCAGCCGCCGCACCUGCCUACACCGCCUACACGGCCGCCGCCCCCGCAGUUAGCUAUGCCGCACCCGCCGUCAGCUACGCCGCCCCCGCCGUCUCCUAUGCGGCUCCAGCCAUCGCAAGAGUAGCCGCCGCCCCCGCUGUGUCCUACGCGGCUGCCCCCGCUGUGUCUUACCAUGCUGCUGCCCCCGCCAUCUCUUAUGCGGCACCUUCCUACUCUUACGCUAGUGGGGGCGUGAGUGAGGCGGCUGGCUCACCAUUCCGGUGGAACCAGUCGCUGCGGCCGCCAGCGUCUGGUAUAAAAGGACCCAGCUCGGCUCCAGACGGCACCAAUAGCUUUCAGCUGCAGAUACAGUCGCCGCAGUCCCACAACCACCAACCACCAAACACCAUGAAGGCCGCUCUGGUUCUGCUGUUCGUCGCCGCUGCCUGCGCCCAGGCUGUGGACAACAAGGAGGCCGCUCCUGAGAAGAAGCAGGAGAAGAGAGGCCUGCUGGGUCUGGGAUACGGCGCUGCUGUCGCCGCACCCGCUGCCGUGAGCUACGCUGCUCCUGCCAUCGCUGCUGCCCCCGCCAUCAGCUACGCCGCCCCCGCUAUCGCCGCCGCCCCUGCUAUCAGCUACGCCGCUCCCGCGAUCGCCGCCGCCCCCGCCGUCAGCUACGCCGCCCCUGCGAUCGCUGCUGCCCCCGCCAUCAGCUACGCCGCCCCCGCCGUGAGCUACGCCGCCCCUGCUCUGAGCUACGCUAGGUACGCCCCCGCUCUGAGCUACGCCGCUGCCCCCGCCAUCUCGUACGCCGCCCCCGCCAUCGCCAAAUACGCUCUCCACUAAGCGGCGACUGAAGAUGACCACCACUUCACUGGCAGAAAGCUACUACGUCCACGUGCACCACCACGACCAGAGGAAGCGCAUUACGUCAGUUUUCGCAGCAACUUCAUCAACACACUGUAGCGGCAGUGCAGCGAACACUCUAACCGUUCAGAAUGAAUAAAUAAAUAACUUAAACAAA